AUGGUUCAGCAACUGAAGGCUUCAAGGUCAGGAACUAAAGGCCACAUGACAAGAUCAAUAGGCCUGAUCAACGGAUACGCCAACAAAGUGAUGAACCAACAAGAGGCAAACAGUCUAGAGGUCCUAGAAGGAAAAUUGAAAGGUCUCUACGAGACUUACGUGAUCGCAUCAAGAGAUAUUUUGGAGAAAUUAAGAGCGAGCAAGGCGACGCAGGAGGAGCUUGAUGAGGAGCAGACCAUCACGCUCCAAACUCAAGAUGAAGUACUUGGAGCGAGAGCAAUCAUCAAGCAGAAGAAACAAGAAUGGUUGGAUGAUGAAAGAGACAGACGACUGUUAACGCUCUUCCAGGCAACAAAUCAAGCGUCCAAUCUAGCAGGCAAUCAAGCAACUAGUCAAGCACAGAUGGCGCAAAUCAUUGCCCAAGUCAUGGCGGCCAUUCCGGCACCUCCUGCACCAGUAAUCAACGUGACGGCAGCGCCAGCUCCAGCUCCAGCCGUACAGUCGACAAGAUUGCCGCAGCGACAAAUUAAGCAUUUCAGAGGGGACGUACUGGAAUGGACCCAAUUCUGGGAAUCAUUUAACGCAGCUGUCCACUCUUCAUCUCUAUCGAACGUGCAAAAAUUCGACUACCUCAAGGAGUAUUUGAAAGGUGAAGCGUAUCUCUUAGUUAACAAUCUUGAAUUAACAGAUGCGAAUUAUCAAGUCGCCAUCGACGAAUUGAAAAGGAUGUACGGGAAGACGGACGUCCUAAUCGACGCGCACUUUGCGAAACUGGAUGCCUUGCAGCCCGUAAAGGACGGGAACGACGUUCCAGCUCUGAGGAGCUUCCAGCUGAAUCUCCAAUCGCACAUCAGCGCGUUGGAAACGUUAGGAGUCCCCACAUCAUCCUUUGGCGGACUCCUCGGAUCAAGAUUAAUCAAAUUAAUUCCUUCCAGGCUCCAGCUAGAGUGGGCGAAAUCGGCAACGAACAAAACCACAGACAUCGAAAUGGUCAUCAACUUCAUUGGAGAACAAAUCGAUGCAGCCGAGAGGUACAACCGGAUCAAAGGAGUGGAAAAGGAGAAACCAUCUCCAGCUCCUAAACAGCCAAAACCGGCAAACCCACCGCCAGCAACGGCAUCACAACUGGCAGUAGGAGCCAAGGCAAGCCCAGCUCCUCAGGUUAAAUCCUCCUUAAAAACUAAAAACGUUAAAUUUAACCCAAGUUGGAUUGUAUGUGAAAGGCCCUGCAUCUUCUGCAGCGAAAUUCACUGGCCGACAAAAUGCCCAAAGGGACUAGCGGAAAGGAAGAAGAUAAUUUUUGAUCUAAAAAGGUGCGUCAAUUGCUUUGGAUCAAAGCACGAGCUGAAGGAUUGCACAUCCACCCGGAACUGCAACAAGUGCGGAGGAAGACAUCACACCUCUCUCUGCGACAAAGGAGACGUCCGAGUCUCCAACCCAACAACAGCAGCAAGCAUCGUGGCCAGCAGUCCAACUACAACAACUACAGCCUGUGCAAGCACGUUUGGACAAUUGAUGCUGAAAACGGCAACAGUUAUCAUCAGCGGCCAGAACGGUAACGAAACAAGAGCGAUCUUAUUUGCAGACGACGGGAGUCAUCGUUCCUGGGUGUUGAAAUCACUCUCAUCGCAACUUAAUAUGAAGACAGUAGCGGUGGAAAACAUCAGCACAAGAGUGUUCAAGAAAAAGGAACCCAGCAAGCCCGAAAUGACGAAAAACGUUGAAAUGCAAGUAAGGGGCACCUGGCAAGGCGCCCCAAAAGUUACAUUAAUGGCUUUAGAAUCAGAUCAUAUUGCAGAUACCGGCCCGUACGUAGGAAACGAAUUCGCAAGCAGCCUCUGGAUCUAA
Molecule: messenger RNA, 1848 nt
Organism: Daphnia pulicaria
Lineage: Eukaryota; Metazoa; Arthropoda; Branchiopoda; Diplostraca; Daphniidae
Exons: 1
Coding region: 1-1848 (615 amino acids)
Source: RefSeq, a predicted model, not a curated record